AUGUCUUCCAACAACAACAACAAAAAGAAUAAUAAUAAUAAAAUCAAGCCCAAUGGAAAAGCAUUUGUUCAACAGAAUGAUGUGAUAAAGGACAAUAGAUUCAAACGUGCUCAAAACGAUCCAAAGUUCAAGUUGAUCAAAAAGAAAGACAGUGCAAUCGAGUUGGACAGUAGAUUCUCCGAUGUCAUAAAGUCUGGUAGAUUCGAUGAUGAAGCUCCUGUUGAUCAAUUCGGUAGAAAGAAUCUAAAAUACGACAAGAACCAACAAAAAUUCAAUAAAGAACAAUUUAAGAAUGCACCGAAAUCAACAAAGCAACAACAACAGAAUAACAAGACUGCAACUAACGAUUCUAGAUUUGCAAUUCCAGAGAAAUGGAACAAGUUCCAAGAAGAUGGAGAGAAAGAUGAUGAUGAGGAGGAUGAGGAUGAAGAAGUAGUAGAACAAGUUGCACCAAAAUCGAAAAAACAACAAACAGUUCAAAAGAAAGAGGUUGCAGUUUCCACAAAACAAUCAAACAAAAAGAAACAAGUUGAAGAGGAAGAAGAAGAAGAAGAAAAAGACAGUGAAGAUGAUUCAGAGAUAGAGGAAGAAGAGGUAGAUGAUGAUGGUAAUACAGAGGUUAAGGAGAUUACAUAUGGUGGAUUCGAAUACAAUGAAGAUACAGAGAGUAGUGAUGAAGAUAACUAUGAUGAUGUAUUGGAUCAAGUAGAUGAAGAUGAAAUAGCUCAAGAAGAGGAUAUUCCAAGAGGAGAUGCAACAAAGAGAUUAGCUAUUUUAAAUUGUGAUUGGGAGAAUAUGCAAUCGAAAGAUCUAUUCAUUGUAUUGAACUCUUUUGUACCAAAGGAUGGUGCACUCUUGUCGAUUACCAUCUAUCCAUCGGAUUUCGGUUUAAAACAAAUGGAAAUUGAAAAGAGAUUGGGACCAUCAAAGGAUAUCUUUAGAGAUUCAACCAAGGUGAAUCUAGAUGAAACCGACAUUCAAUAUGAUACCAAAGAAGACGCUGAAGCACUCGAUGGUCGUGGAUUCAAUUUAACAAGUCUUAGAAAAUAUGAAUUAGAUAAAUUAAAAUAUUACUAUGGUGUUGCUGUAUUUGAUAGUGCUGAAUCUGCUUCGAAAGUAUAUGAGGAAUGUGAUGGUUUGGAUAUUGAAGACACUGCCAACUCUAUGGAUUUGAGAUUCGUGCCAGACGAGCAAGAAUUCACCAAUCCACCAAGAGAUAGCUGUACAGAGGCACCGGACGCUCCGCCCAAUCUCAACUUUACCACUACCGUUCUCAAGGGAACCAGUGUCGACUUUACUUGGGACGUCGAUAAGAACAGAAAGAAAGCACUCACCAAGAACUUCAAUAGCGGUGACUACGACGAAGAUGAAAUCAAGAUCUACUUGGCCGAUCCAGAGUCAUCGGAGGAAGACGAGAGUGACCAAGAGAGAAACAAGAAUGAGAAAGCGAAACUUAGAAAUCAAUAUAGAUCAUUGUUGCUCGGUAACGAUGAUGAUGAUGACAACGACAAUCAAGACUCUGAGAAAUCCGAAGGUUUAAAGGUUACUUUUAAAUCUGGUUUGGAAAGUGAUGAUGAGGAAGAUGAUGGUCUCAAAGUUGAAUUCUCAGAUGGUGAAGUCGAAUCUAGUGGAAGUGAAGGUGGUCAAGAUGAUAGUGAUGAUGAGAGUGGUGGUGACAGUGACGAUGAAAGUGGUGAAAGUGAUAGCGAACAAGACAACCAAAUAGAUCCACAGGAUGAAGAAUGGACCAAACAAAUGAUGGACAAAGAUUCAGACGACGAUGAAACCGCUCAAGAAAUUACAAUCAAAACAGAUUUACAUAAAGUUGGACAAAAUCUAUUAAAGGAGAAAGAGAAACGUGAAUCUGGAACAACAUGGUCAGAUUACUUGGAGAAGAGACAAACCAAACAGAAUGAAAAGAUGAAGGCAAAGAGAUUGAAAGCACAAGAGGAAGAGAAAAAGAGAGAGGAAGAAUCAAAGAAGGGUAGAAAGAAUAAGAAACCAACCGAGCAAGAACUCAAAUCAAAGGCAGAGCUAGAGUUGUUGAUGAUGGACGAGGACAAGGACAAGGGUUACAACAAGAAGAUGUUGGAGCGUCAAGUCAAAGAGAAUACCUCUACCAACAAGAAGAAGAACAACAAAAAGAAGAAUGAACCAGAGGGUGGUGAUUCAUUCAAGAUCGAUACCAAAGACAGUAGAUUCGAACGACUCUACAAUCAAGCCGAUUUCGCAAUGGAUCCAACCGAUCCCAAAUUCAAACUUACCAACGCCGUCAAGGGUAUUCUAGAGGAGAAGAAGAGAAGAAGAGCAGAUCGUGAUCAAAAUAAUAAUAACAACAACAAACCAAACAAUGCCAACAACAAACAAAAAGCAGUACUAGAAGAGAAACAAGUCGAAAAGAAAGUUAAAACAGAGCAUAAUAGUUUCCAACAAAUGGCAGCAAACAUUAAAAAGAAAGCUGAAUUACAAAAAUCAAAAAAGUUAAAAUAA
Heterostelium album PN500 is the source of this 2490-nucleotide messenger RNA. RefSeq lists its product as uncharacterized. The coding region runs from base 1 to 2490 and encodes 829 amino acids. Gene Ontology annotation, biological process: rRNA processing. The transcript is spliced from 6 exons. Gene Ontology annotation, molecular function: RNA binding. Lineage: Eukaryota; Evosea; Eumycetozoa; Acytosteliales; Acytosteliaceae. Gene Ontology annotation, cellular component: nucleus. The record is from RefSeq and is a predicted model, not a curated record.